Olea europaea var. sylvestris is the source of this 587-nucleotide messenger RNA. RefSeq lists its product as uncharacterized. The record is from RefSeq and is a predicted model, not a curated record. Bases 59 to 307 code for a protein of 82 amino acids. NCBI's taxonomy places the organism in Eukaryota, Viridiplantae, Streptophyta, Magnoliopsida, Lamiales, Oleaceae. The transcript has a single exon.
AGACUAAUGCCAUAAGGACCGUCGAGCCAAGCCGUUGACAUUCAAGAUCAAGAGAGAGAUGGGGGCCGUGACGACAGCGUUGAUAGCAAUUGCAGGGGUGGUUCUGGGAUGGAUUACUAUAGAAGUAGCCUGCAAGCCCUGUCUCGAAAAGGGCCGGGAAACCAUUGAUCGCGACCUCAACCCAGAUUACGACCCUGAUGCUGCUGCUGAUCGUACAAUUUAUGCCCCUUUAAAUCCAGAUCCGCCUACCAAUUCUGAGCCGUCUGAUGAUGCCACUUCCUCUUCUACUAUCACAAAGGCUGUUUGAUUUUUCUUAAAUUGGGGCUCUCUACUGUUGGGGUACGCUAUAACUUUGACGUUACGUUUAUGUUUAGUUAUCUUGUUACUCUUUUAUCGAAAUGCUUUGUUUUUUCUGGAAAAUGGGAUGAGAGUGAAGGGAAAAUGAAGAAUUUCUGGGGAUGUAUAUGUUAUUAUGUAUGUGUUUAGUGGUAAUGUUAUAGCUUCAAAACUGUUAUUUUGCUAAUGCCUAAAAGAAUGUAAGUUGUGCGAAUUUUAUACGUUAUCUUUAAUAUAUGCUGUUUUAACUG